Messenger RNA from Rhizoctonia solani, 1599 nucleotides. RefSeq lists its product as uncharacterized. The record is from RefSeq and is a predicted model, not a curated record. Lineage: Eukaryota; Fungi; Basidiomycota; Agaricomycetes; Cantharellales; Ceratobasidiaceae. Bases 1 to 1599 code for a protein of 532 amino acids. The transcript is spliced from 5 exons.
AUGUUUACCGAACUAUUUGUACACCUUCUGGCCGGGUCGGGCCUUGUAUCCAGCUCGGCUGUCUCUGGUACCCCGGCCCAGAAACCCCUUAGAUUAUCUCAAGGGACUAUUUCACAACCUGGCUGGGAUUCAUCUCCAUCAGAAGACAGUUAUGACAACCACAUUUUCUUCCGCUUGGCGACACUACUCCGGCAUUGGCCCAACACGAGAUAUCCGAGUGGCUCAUCGAUAAUUCCCGGGAGCAUUCCCGUCGGUACCACCCUGUACUAUGGACGAGGCGACGCUGCAAUUCCAUCGGAGCCUGACUGGCUCGCUUUUGAUCCUGAACAUGCGACAAUAUUUACUGGGGGUUCAAACGGCCGCUUGUUCACUUUUGUCACCACGCGUUCCCUUCGCGUCGUUUACUUUGAUGGAGCCGGUGGAGCUAAACUACUAUCUGGAGCAUUGGACACUCAGAACUUGUUAGCUUGGGGACGUAUCAGAAAUCAAACAAUUUUUGAGGAGCAAGCACUGAUUAACGACCUGUGUCAAUGGGGAAAGGCGUUCAGCAUUGAUGGGUAUGUGAGAAUGGAGAUGGACUUCGAAAUCAUGUACUGUGAUUUCCAUCAAGGGAUUGAAGUUGUAUCCAGCUUGCACAUCCUUCCAACCGAGGGUGGUCAUGUGCCGGGUGAACCCCGGGAUGAAACCAACUUAUUCAACCGCUCUCUCACUUCGCCCUCAACCCGAUUUCGUCUGCGUUCCCUCGAGGAGUCUCGUCCACCUCACUGGAGAGGAGCGCUAUCCUCUUUGACGGAGCGUGUUUCCGAAAUAUUUCAAGCAGCAGCAUGGCACGGCCGAGCACCAGGUGAAGUUCGUGUGCGCCUCGACGUGGCUAGGCUCGUAACACUUUAUGAUCCGGCACUCCGAACCGGAACUCAACUGAGAAGAGGCCUUGAGAAGUGGUGUCGAUUGGCUAGCUUUGACGACCGUGAUUAUGGAUCGGUAUGGCUCUCGGCUAGAAUAUCUCCGGCUGCUCCUCAACCGGACUCCAUAUCUCCGAAUGCUACUGCCAUUGUCGAGGGCGCUCGCGCGCAGCUCAUGAUUAUGCUCAUGCCCGAUCUUACCCCAGACACCAUUCCAAAUGACACUGCACUAGCAGAUUCUGGAGCCGAAGCACGCUACUCCCAAACUUCAAUGGACAAAAGUCGGACUCAUGAAUGGGUCAAGCCCAUCCUGGAACAUUGCUCUUCAUACUUGGUUUCCCAUCUCCCACACAAGACUUUUACCCGCGAAGAACGGACAUUGUACGCGGGAGUGCAGGGCACGCUAUAUGAGAUAUGCAGAGUUUUAUCAUUACUUUGGUCUGAGGCAUAUGAUCCUCUGCCAGACACAAAGCCUACAGACUUGGUUGAUCGUUGGAGAACUCAGGUUGACAAAUUGAUGCAAUGGCUAGACUGGCCUAUGUGGAAUAAAUGCACGCCUGAAUGUGAUCUAGAUGUGAUCAAUAUGUUUUAUUCCGACCUGGCCAAUUGGGGUGGGAAGUACCCCGGGCAGAAAGGCGAAGAAGAUCUAACCAAGAUUGAUUGGACUCCUAAAUGCGUUCGCAAAAGUGACUGGUAG